Acanthochromis polyacanthus (spiny chromis) is the source of this 1654-nucleotide messenger RNA. RefSeq names its product transcription factor HES-5-like. The record is from RefSeq and is a predicted model, not a curated record. The transcript has 3 exons. Lineage: Eukaryota; Metazoa; Chordata; Actinopteri; Pomacentridae. Gene Ontology annotation, biological process: regulation of transcription by RNA polymerase II; anterior/posterior pattern specification; regulation of neurogenesis. Gene Ontology annotation, cellular component: nucleus. Gene Ontology annotation, molecular function: RNA polymerase II cis-regulatory region sequence-specific DNA binding; DNA-binding transcription factor activity, RNA polymerase II-specific; protein dimerization activity. Bases 302 to 757 code for a protein of 151 amino acids.
UAAGUGUGUGCUCAGUCAAAGUCAUUGAUCCCAGCAUCAGGCAGCACAUCUGAUCUCUCCACAGGGUCACCACUUUCUCAGAUCCACACAGAGCUCAGUCAGUCUCCCUCCAUCUCCCCCCAGUCCUCCACCUGUUCCCCUGAGAUCUAACUAUUGUCCCCCAGGCAUUAAUGACAGCAUGUUGCUGCUCCACAUGUCUCAUUGUCUCACAGAGCUCUCUGAUUGGCUCACACUGUGGGAAACCUCAACCAGACCAAGACCCACACAUUCAUAUGGAGAUGUGGGACUAUAAAUAGGAGGGAUGAAACCAGCACACAUCACAUUCUCUCUACACAGACCUCUACAGCUCACACAUCCAACCAUGGCAUCUGCAAUCACUGCAGCAAUGACCAAUUCUCAGGAACAUCUGACUCUGACCCACAAGCUCAGAAAACCUCUGGUGGAGAAGCUCCGCAGAGAGCGAAUCAACAGCAGCAUUGAGCAGCUCAAGUCUCUCCUGGGUCCAGAGUUCCUCAAACAGCAGCCAGACUCCAAGAUGGAGAAAGCAGACAUCCUGGAGAUGACAGUUUGUGUCCUGACACACAUGCAGCAGCAGAACCAACAGCAGAGAACACUGCUCAAGAACAUCAACAAGCUGCAGCCGUCCUCUGAAAACAACCUGACAGAGGCUGACUUCUCUCCUCUCAGCUCCACAGUCCAGAGCAGCAUCACCAAAGACAAGAGUCCAGUCAACAGCGCCCUCUGGAGGCCGUGGUAGACACCUGCACACUGGACUUAUUACCAGACAGCAUCUAAUGACCACAUUGGUCAAAGAUUACUGGACUGAAUUCUAUGAAAUUCAUGAACUUGUUCUUCUCUAUGUACAGAAGGUUGAUUUGUUCUUUGUGCAAGAUAAUAUUUCCUGAGGAAACGACAGCAACAAUAUCUUUCAAGUUGAGAAAGUAAACAUCUUGUCAUGCAGCAGACAAGCUGAAUAGACCACAUUGGUCUUCUCCAUGUACAGAAGCUUUUAUAUAUUUGCUUUGUUAUUUGUGCAAGACAUUUCCUGAGGAAACGACAGCAACAAUAUAUUUCAAGUUAAGAAAGAAAAAACAGAGAGAGUAAACAUCUCUUCAUGCAUGUUGCAUGAACCUAAUCUGAUUGCAUCUGCAAUUAUGUUUUAGUUCUUACUGUACUUCAUGUACUGAUAAUUUAAUGGAAACGUUUGUUCCCAUUUGAUUUGUUAUUGAUCUUUUUGAUCUUUUGUUUGAAUAUUUUGUCAUUCUACACUGUUGUGUGUGUCAUUCCUCAAAAGUGAUGUGUUUUAACAUCCAAAUGUUUAUUCUUUUUUUUGUAAAGUUUUGUUUAAUACUCUGUCCCUGUUUUCCAGUGGCCCUCAUGUUUUCUUUGAUGAACAUUCAUGUAUUUAGUGGUUGUUCAGCUGCUGUCAUCACCCUGUGAUAAAAACCUCUGAUCUGUUUAAAGAUCAUUUUUUGCUGCUUUUGUUUUUUUAGAGCAAAUGUACUGACCUUUUGUCUUUAUAAGACAGCUGCUCUUUUACUCUUUGUGAAAACAGCGAGUCUUGUACAAAUCUACAAGUUGUGCUGAUGUACUGUCACCCCUGCUUGAUGUGGAUCAUAACAUUUUGUUGAAUAAACAAAAAUUUACAGUUUGA